Macrobrachium nipponense is the source of this 7861-nucleotide messenger RNA. It is a transcript of the gene htk, whose product is annotated as AT-rich interactive domain-containing protein 4B-like. Gene Ontology annotation, biological process: regulation of transcription by RNA polymerase II. Gene Ontology annotation, cellular component: nucleus. Lineage: Eukaryota; Metazoa; Arthropoda; Malacostraca; Decapoda; Palaemonidae. Gene Ontology annotation, molecular function: transcription cis-regulatory region binding. The record is from RefSeq and is a predicted model, not a curated record.
UUACAAGUGGUGACAAGUUGUUGUUACAGAUGUUAUGGUGGUCUGUUGUCGUGUUCGUCGUCACUCGUCAGCCGUAAUGGCUAGAGGAAUCUGAAUGAUCACCAGUGCUGCUUUUUUUAAACCGUAUUUAUUGAUAUUGCACUGCAUUAGCAAUGCAGAGGAUGGAUAUCACUGAAGCAGCUGUUGUACAACCUUAUAAAAAGAAGCCUGAAGACCCUCCCUUUUUAACUGUUGGGACAGAAGUUUCUGCUAAGUACAAGGGUGCAUUUUGUGAAGCCAAAGUUCACAAAGUUGUUAAAGUUGUUAAAGUUAAGGUAACUUUUAAACUUGGGUUGGGAUCAGCUGUUGUGUCCGAUGACCAAGUGAAAGGAGUAUUGAAAAUUGGUGCCCAAGUAAAGGCCAGUCAUCCGGAUAAGAAUCAGUAUGUUGAUGCUAUAGUGAACAAGAUACAAGACUGCAGUCAGUACACAGUGGUUUUUGAUGACGGGGACAUAACAACAUUGAGAAGGACCUCCCUUUGUUUGAAAAGUGGAAGACAUUUUGCAGAAAGUGAAACCUUGGAUCAACUUCCAUUGACACAUCCAGAGCAUUUUGGAACACCUGUUGGGGGAAACAGACGGGGACGAAGGUCAAGACAAAAUCCAGAUGGUGAUGAUUCAGGAGAAGAAGAAGAAGACAAUGUGCACAAAAGACAUCGUUCUAGGAGGGAAGAAUGGGAAGCUGAUAUUGGGAAGGUAGUUUGUGUCGAGUUGGGGGACAAAAAGAAAAUGAAAGAUAACUGGUUCCCUGGCUUGGUGGUUGCUCCUACUGCUCAAGAUUCUGUCAAGAUUGAAACCAAGAAGGACUAUUUAGUUCGAUCAUUUCAAGAUGGAAGAUAUUACACUGUACCCAAGAAAGAAGCUUCUCCAUUUAGCCGUGAGGUUGGGAAUAAGGUUUCACAAAGUGCUCUCAAGACAGCUGUGGAAAAAGCUUUACUUUUUAUGACAAACGAUGAACUCCCUCCACACUGGGACAGAGACUUGUUGUUUGGGAUGGAUGUUUCAGAUGAAGAUUCUGAUAGGGAUGGAUCAGAUUCUGAUAGUUCAGAUGAUGAGCCAAGAGAAGAGAAAGAUCAUUUUGUUGCUCAACUCUAUAAGUUUAUGGAAGAAUGUGGGACACCAAUAAACACUGGACCUACAGUGGGCAAUAAAGACCUAGAUUUAUAUAAACUUUUUAAGGUUGUACAGAAAUUAGGUGGCUUUAAUCGUGUAAUGAACCAAAACACUUGGAAGAAUGUUUCCACUAAGAUGCAGUUGCAAACGCUUGGGUCUCAGGCCCCAAACCACAUCAAAAAUGCUUAUAAAAAGUAUUUGCAAAGUUUUGAGGACUUUUAUAGAAAACUUGGAUGUACAAUGGUUAGCAAUCCUCGAGGAUCUCGCACUCGGCACAGAUCUGGCCGAAGUUUGAUACGCGACUGUGAUCGAACACCCAGAACACUGAAGAAGAAAGAAAAUGACAGUUGUGAUUCAACGGAAGAUGAGACAGAGAAGAAAGAUGAUGAUGAUGAAAAAGAUGCAAAGAAACCAGAAGUGAAGAAAGAAAAGGAAGAAACUAGUAAAAAAGAAGUUAAGAAAGAGGCUGAAAGAAAGGAACCUGAAAAGAAAGAGGCAGAGAAAAAAGAAACAGAGAAGAAAGAAGAGAAGAAAGAACCUGAAAAGAAGAAGGAAAAGGAAGACAAUAAAAGUACUAAGUCAGUUAAGCAAGAAGUAAACAAGUCUCCUGAAAGGGAACCACCCAAAGUUAGGGAACGCUCAUGUGAACCUCUUCUUACCAGGGAAAAGUCACGAGAACCUGCUGUUACUAGAGAGAGGUCACGGGAGCCAGUGGUAGGUAAAGAUAAACCCCGGGAGAAGUCUCGCGAGCCAUCUGCAAGCAAAGAUCGUAAUCGUGAAUCGGCUUCCAGCACAAAAGAGGUCCCUAGUGAGCCUGCAACCCCUAAAGAGAAGCGAGAACCAAGGACACCAAGGUCAGAAGCCAAAACUAGAGCAGCUGUUAAAGUUGAAUCCACUGAAGUAAAGACAAGGUCAAGUGUAAAAAAGAAAAAGCUGAAAAAGCUGAAAAAGCUGAAAAAGCUGAAAAAACUGAAAAAAGCUGAAAAAGCUGAAAAAACUGAAAAAGCUGAAAGAGCUGAAAGUGUAGAAGUUAAGACAAGAUCAAGUGUAAAAGAAGAAAUCAAGAAGGAAGAGGUCAAGAAAGAAGAAAAGGAAACGAGUGAUAUGGAAGAGGAAGAAAUUGAGAUGGCCCAGACUAGAGCAUCAAAGCAAAGGGAAGAAAAGGCAUCUACACCAACUAGAAAAGCCAAGGUUGAGAGGACAGCUUCUGUUAGCAGUUCCUGUACUCCAUCAUCCACACCGUCUGACAACACUGGUAAUGAUGACAAAGCUGAGGAUAUUGAUGUUGUUUCCAUGAGCUCGACUUCUUCAGGUCCACUCCUUUCUUCUGUGAGUGCUCCUUCACCUUCCAACUCAUCAAGUACACCAAGUGACAAAAAAGCAGCUAGUAAUAAGAAUAACAAAAAUAAAUCUAACAAAGUUAGUAUUGUGCCAACAAACCCGCCUGUACCUCUUGAGGAUGUAUCAGUGAGGAAAAGAGGGAGGAAGAAGAAGCAAGAGGGAGAUGUUGAGCACACAGUUGUGUACCCCUACAGGGGCAAAGCGCUCAUACCAGCCCAUGUUCCUGUGAGUGUAGGCGACAAGCUGCGAGUAUUAUAUGGUCCCAAUGCUAAAGAAUCAAAGGUCACCUAUGAAGCUAAGGUGUUACAAGUGGAUGAAGAGGGGAAUGCUCCAAUGUAUUACGUCCAUUAUUUGGGUUGGAAUACACGCUAUGAUGAAUGGGUGGGUAGGCCAAGAAUAGCAGAAAAUACCACAUGGUCCCAGAACAGAGCAAGGAAGGGUCGUGCGGCUGCCACUAAAGAACUUAAAGAAAAAAAAGAGAAGGCCAAAGAAAGAGGAACAAAGAAGGAAGAGAAGGAUAAUGUUACUGCAGCUCCAUCUCCCAAGAGUGGCUUGAAUAAGAGAGGUCGUUCAGGUACUGUUAUCCGGGAACGUAGAGAAAGUGAACGCAGUGAUGUAAGUGGCACUAGCAGUAUAUCUGGCCCAAGUACCCGUGCUACCAAAGACAAAGGUCUUGUACAGCCAGAUAGUCCAUCGUCAGUGGAUAGCAAGCGGACAAGGAGGAGCAUUCAAGAUACCGCAGACAGUGAUAGUGAGGAAUAUGAAUCUGAUGGUGAUACAGGAUCUGAAAAGUCUAGGACACGGGUUAGUGUUGAGAGAAGAACGAAUCCCCCUUCUACAUCUUCUGCUUCAUCUACUCCUACCUCAGAACCAUGCCUUGCUACUGGCACAUAUGUAGAGAAGCCUGUAAAGGAAAUCAAAGCAAAAUCACCACCAGUUGACAUAAAAAAGGAGGAAGAGGAAGGGGAAGAACCUAAACCUUGUGGUAAAGACAUUGAUCUGAAUGCCAUUAUGUCUGAAAUGAAAGGUCUUGAUAAACCUAUCAAGAAAGAAGAGGAUAGGGCAGUCAAAGAAAUGCCACCCAGGAUAAUUGCUGGUCCAGCUUUAGUGAUAAUGCCAUUUGCUAGCCCUGAAAAGAAAUGUGUUGAAACUCCUGUGACUCCUGUGAAAAAGUGUUUGGAAAGUAUUCCAAAGAAGACAGAAUCUCCUAGUAAACCUGUUGCUCAAGAACCUGUCAAGUUGUUAUCCCCAAAGCUUGAGAGUUUGGAAGAUGAUAUAUAUGAAUUUAAAGAACCAGAGCCAUUUGAUAUUGGUGAGAUGCGGGCUAGAAAGGAAACAAGAACAAAGAAUAGUAUUGGUGUAGUUGGAGCUGAAGAACCAGCAGAUGUUGAGAAGUUUAAGAAGAAAGCUCGUACCAGAAAAGAAGGAGAUACUGACAAGAACGAAUCUGAUAGUGAUAAUAGUUUAAGUUCUCAAAAGAAGUUGGCCUUAUCAAGAGAAUCACCUAGUAAACGUUUGCCUUGUGAUUCUAAGGAAUCUGUUAAUGUUGUGGAGGGUACCACAACCCCUGAAAAGAAGGAAAGCCCAGCAGCCUCACCGCCUGUUGUAGCAACUCCUAGCAAAGUUAUUGUGAAAAAGGAAACUCCCGUAAAGUUGGAACCUUCCAUGGGAUCUCUUACUGAUGUCAAAGUAAUUAAGCCAGAAAUGCCAAAAUGUCCUUCCCCAAAACUUGUUCAAGGUGAAAUGCCUAAAUCCCCAUCUCCUCUUAAAGAGCCUGUACGUAUGGCUGGGACCCCUGUCAAGACAAAACCCUUGACAGGUGUAGAUAAAACUGUUGUAACGCCUCACAAACCAGUUGGUGCUUCUUCCCACAUUCUUGCUCAGGCUAUAAUGCCCAUCAUUGAGUCAAAGGCUCUUGCUAAGCCCAUUCCUAAACCUGCAUUUGAACCCAAAUUGGAAAAGGUUCCUCAAGUGAAGGUUGAAGAGAAAGUGGAACCAAAAGUAAUGUCUUUUUCACAAAGACAGCAACAGAUAUUUCCUCAUCUUUUAAAUAGGCCUGAGACCACAGAAAAAGUGAAAGAACGCAUCAUAGCAUCACCUAUGCAGUCGCCAUCAAGAGAAACCUCUAUUCAAGAUAGUUCUGUGUCAAACAUCAGUGGUUCAGAUGUAGAUAGAAUAAAGAGAGAGAGUUCUGUUGAGGAGAGUAUUGAAGCUGUGAUAAAACGAGCCAGGCAGGAUCAAACUGAGAAACUUGAAGAAAGUGAUAAAUCUGAAACAAAACCAAGCCCUGACAAAAGAAGGCGAACGUCUAGUCGUGUCAAAAAGGUCAUAAGUCGUGAGUUUCUGCCUGAUACAUCAGAAGAGUCAGAUUCUGACUGUAGGAAUCCUAGGCUUGAUGCAGAAAGAAGAAUGAGGAGGGGGAAACUAGGUUCAGAUGGUGAAAAACUGUCUCCUCUGAAGAGGGUAUAUAAACCUAUGAGUGAAACUGAGAAGAAAAAAGAAAAGAGAGAUGAUGAUGAUAUGGAUGAUGAAGACGCAGAUGAGGAUGAUGAUGAGGAGAGAGGGCCUGUGAUGAGAGUCAUUGGAAAGUGUGGAGUUUUCAAAAAGGAUGAGAACAAGAUGAGUAAUAAUGAGAAGGAAGAGGAAGAAGAUGAAGAAGAGGUUGAAUCUCAGCUCAGUAGGAAGAAACCCAGAGCAUCUGCCUCUGCCACUCCUAAAAGGUUAGAGGAAGAGGAAACCGAAACAGGUCUGGGUGAUCUGUUGUGUGAGGAAACCAUUCCCCCUGGAAGUCCAAUGACUCAUGAUCCCAUUUCCACUGAUACUGAUGCUCCACAGCGGCAGGAAAUUAAAAAUGAAAUGCCCUUUGCCAGUGUCCCAACUGGAAGUAGUUUUGGUAAAAGAGGUCCUGUUCCCGCUCCUCAACAACACUCAUCAUCUCAGUCUCAGCUCCCAGUGUCUCAGCAGCAGCAGCAGCAGCAGCAGCAAACUCCCCCUCCUCCUCCACCUCCACCUUCCUCUGUUCAUGUAAAACCAACUCUCAAGCAGCCACCACCAGCAAAACCCCAACAGAUCUUAGUGCCUCAGUCUCCAACAUCAUCUCAAAAAUUAGAGCCACUCCAUGCAAAGCAGCAACAACAAAUGCAACAGCAAAAGCAUCAUGUACAACCUCAACACAUGCAAAUUCAGCAGCAGCAGCAGCAGCCGCCUCAGAUUCGGCAGAAUCCUCAGCAACCACCUCAACAGUCCUUACACCAAAGACAACCGCAGCCACAACAGGCACCUCAGAUGCAGCAUCAGCAGUCACAUCAUCACAUCCAGCUGCAGCAGCAGCAGCAGCAGUCCCAGCAACAACAACAACAACAUUUACAACCAAUGCAGCAACAAGGGAAGCCACAACCACAAACAGACCAUUUAUUACCUCAUCAGCAUACGUUGAAACUUCACCCCCAUCCUCACCACCAAGAACACACUCAAGAUCAUCCAAAUCAGCAGCAUCAAUCACCAAUGGACUAUCAGCAUCAGAUUUCUUCCAGGCACAACCAGAGUGUGAGCAAUGCUAUUCACAGUCCUAACCUGGAUGUUGUAGCUGCAGUUGCUGCUGCAGCAGCAAGUUCACGAAGUGGUUGUAGUACGUCUUCGUCGGUUCUUUCAGCGACAGCACCGUCAACAUCUGCUGCAGAGUGUGGCAGCAUGGCUGCCAGUAGAAAUAUCAGGCCUUCACAGAAUACAGUUUUAGACAACACCCCUCCAACAACUCCUGAGAGUAUUAUCUCCAAUUUAUCAGAUUCUCCAAGAGGAGGGGACGAUGGUCCAAAAAUGGACGAGUCGAGUAAAUCUGGACGCGAUUCUUCAGAGGUAGAGUUAGACAGCCUAGCAGAUAACAGCAAAAUGGACCAGUUCUCUGAAGAUUCCAAUACAAUGGACAGUACCCUGGGUAGUGAUUCAAGACAUCAUAGCAUGAGAGGUGCUCCAAUGAAAAGGCAGCAUGAUGACAAUGUAGAGCAUGAUGAAGUUUCAGAAACUGAGGAGAGCAAUAACUCAUCAGCUACUUCAAAGCGAAGGCGGUGUAGAGGUCCUCGAGUUCGUGCUGGCAAUGAAGGGGAGGAUGAUGACAGUAGGAAAAUGAGUAAUCAAGGUGUCUGUCCAGGGAGAAGACGGCGUAGACACUCUUCUUCACGUGGAGGUCAGAACUUUGGUCUCCCAGUAGAUGAUGAUCCAGAAACAAGUGGCCUAUCAGCCUUAUCUCUGGCAUGCAGUGCAGCUCGUCGUUCAAGAUAUAAUUUUUGUCAGGAAUUAGACCCUGAUCUUGAUGCUUCAAAGAGAAUUGCAGUGCUGCAGUCCAGAAUUCAGGAAUUGAAAAGAACUUACAUGCAAGUUAAAACAGAACUGGCAUCUGUGGAACGCAGAAGGAAGAAGCUACGCCGAAAGGAACGUGAAAAUUAUGUUGGCGGGAUGUUUAUUGAGUAAAAAAAUGAUAAGAUGCAAAAAGUGAACCAACCUAAGAGGGCCUGACUAUGGGUCGUGCUAUGUACUCCAGUGAGCUGUGAUUUUCUCGGUGUUCUGUACAGUGAAUGCUCAUUUUAUACUAAGUCUAGAUCUCAUAUUAUACUUCAUAUUGUUGAAGGCUUGUACACAAAUAUCAUGUAAAAAAACUAAAAUAAAUUUUAUUGAGUCACUCAUUAUAAUGAGGUUAUUAUGUACUGUUUACAUAUUGUAUUGUUUUAUAGAAUUUAUGUGCAUAAGGUUUUUCCUAAGAGGAAGUCUUGUCAACAUUAGGAUUGUGCCUUGUUAAUUGUUCCUUGGUUCUCUAGAUUAUUAUUAUAAGGACCAAGACUCCAAAGGCAACUUUUAACCUCUGCAGGUGUAAAUAUUUAACAUUUAUUAGCUGGGAGAAGAAAGUCUGUUUUGAUUUGUGAAAAAGCAAGUAUUAAGGCUUCCUUCAUCUUUGGAUCAAAGAUGAUGGUGUCUACAACUCAAGUUGACAUUAAUAUUCAGUAGGUUUUGAUAUUUGUUUUUAGAUCAUGUACAAUAUGACUAUAAAUUGUAUAUAGAAACUAAAACAAAAAAGCAAAAAAAAAAUUAUGGUAAUUUUUUAUUGUUAUCUUUUAUAGUGUUAGAGUAUGAGAAUAACUUUUUUAUAUCAAAGGAGUUAAUUGAAUGCCUUCAUAUGUUUUUAUUGUAAUUAUUAAUAUAUAAUUGUAUGAAUGGUAAGGUUGAAUGAUAUUUCUUUAAAUUGUAAAUUAUUUAUGGAAAUUGUAAUAUUUUUUAUACAAGACAUUUUUUUUACUGAAUCUUCCUUAUUGACUAAUGAACAGUUUAUCUCCUGUGAAGUACAAGAAGUAUCUGUAAAUAGACAUAAACCCAGCAAA